This is a messenger RNA of Carya illinoinensis, 1634 nucleotides long. RefSeq names its product thioredoxin-like fold domain-containing protein MRL7, chloroplastic. Gene Ontology annotation, cellular component: chloroplast stroma. NCBI's taxonomy places the organism in Eukaryota, Viridiplantae, Streptophyta, Magnoliopsida, Fagales, Juglandaceae. Bases 233 to 1270 code for a protein of 345 amino acids. Gene Ontology annotation, biological process: regulation of DNA-templated transcription; chloroplast organization. The record is from RefSeq and is a predicted model, not a curated record. The transcript is spliced from 5 exons.
UCCCCCAUUUUGGGAUUGGUCUGAACACUGAACUACGCAUUGUCAUUUCGUCCGAAUUCCGUGCUUUUCCCGUCCUUAAUUAAACCCUAAUCAAUUCCAUCUACGGUUAAAUUUCUGGGGUUCUAAUAUUUUCUCCUUGUAGUCUACAAUUUUUCUUUGCUACUCCAUUCUGUUGGGUUUCAAGUGUCAUUUCUGAACUCUUGACUGAUUUCUCUGUUCUGGAUUUGAGAAAAUGUCGUUCCUUCACGCUUCUACAAUCCCCCCCAAAUCGUUCCCACCUUUUAAAUCGUUUUCUUUUCAGAAUUCUACUGCUAGGCCUACUUCGUCUCUUUCUUGUGUUGCAAGGAAGUCGGACACGGUACCUGACCCUGAACCCGAAUUAAAUUCCAAUCCUAAAGCUAAACCUAAGAAAACAACUCGCCGACGCCUGAAAUCCGAAGUUGAAGCUACGAAGAAUGACAAUGAUGAGAAUCCUGGUGGGUCUAUGACGUAUCCAGCGACUAUCCCAAGGAAGCCGAGGCGUGGCCGCAGGAGUGAAGCUACUGCAGUUGAAGAUUUCGUGCGUGACUCGCUUCAACGGACAUUUACGUCAAUCCGAGAUCAGAACCCAGAGGUGUUUGAGAAUAAGGAAAAGGUAAUCAAGGACAGAGUUGAGGAUGACAAGGUUGAUGGUGAUAGUGGUGAAGAUGAUAACGAAGACGGGGAUGGUGUCAGUGGUGGGAAGAAGAUGGUGGUUGAGGAGGAAAGUGCAAGUUGGCCACUUGAUGCGGAUGUGGGGUGGGGGAUUAGAGCGUCGGAGUAUUUUGAGCAGCACUCAAUUAAGAAUGUUGUGGGGGAAGAUGGUGUUGAGAUUGACUGGGAAGGAGAGGUUGAUGAAAACUGGGUAAAGGAGAUCAAUUGUCUGGAGUGGGAGAGCUUCGCUUUUCAUCCUAGCCCGCUCAUUGUUCUUGUUUUUGAAAGAUACAACAGGGCAGCUGAUAACUGGAAGGCUUUGAAAGAGCUAGAAAAGGCACUGCAGGUAUAUUGGAGUGCUCAAGAUCGAUUGCCUCCCCGGUCAGUUAAGAUAGACAUCAAUAUCGAGAGAGAUUUGGCAUAUGCUCUUAAGGCUAGAGAAUGCCCCCAGAUUUUAUUCUUACGAGGGAACAAGAUCUUGUACCGGGAGAAAGAGUUCAGGACAGCAGAUGAGUUGGUCCAAAUGAUUGCACAUUUCUACUAUAAUGCUAAGAGGCCUUCAUGGAUUGAUGUGACGGCUUUAGCUCCUCCUUAUUAAUGCCCUUGUAGAUUCUUAAGGUCUUCUUGUUGGCAAUUCCUUGUCUUGUAUACUCGUUCCCAUCCUGUUUUUAUUAUUCCUUGACAAGUUAAGACCUUGAUGGAUUGGCUGGGAUUUUGGAUCUUGAAACUUGCCAAAGUAGUGCCUUAAGCUGGAGUCCAGGCUUGAUGGAUUUGUUAGAAAAUUGUUCUAGGACCAAGACUCUAGUCAAGUAAUGUCAUUUUGACUUUACAUGUUCGUGAUGAACAAAAUUGGCACGCUUCAAAAAUUUGCUGAACUCAAGGAUUAUAUAGAAUUGAGGAAUAUAAAAGGCCCCGUCCUUAUACUAUCCAUUGUAAAGGCAAGGAUGGUUGGUUUUAUUGUU